This is a messenger RNA of Coturnix japonica (Japanese quail), 7272 nucleotides long. The record is from RefSeq and is a predicted model, not a curated record. Lineage: Eukaryota; Metazoa; Chordata; Aves; Galliformes; Phasianidae.
UUUCCAGCUUUAACUGAGCUGUUUUGCACCUGAAAUGCUUCAGUGACUCCUGGGGUGCUCUGAGGUUUGCAGUUUUUCCUCAGAAGAUUUCAUUAUAAACUGAGCUACCAGAAAGCGAUGGUGCCAUGCAAGGAUGUCUGUGAUCCACAGCCGGCUCCAGGGGAGGCUUAUCCAUCUGAAGGUGUUGGCUUAACACAAACCCAACUGCUGGGGAGGAUCUUUCAGCUGUUGCAGCCUUGGGAUGCAUGCCUGGCUGCCAGAGAAGACCCUUGGGAAGAGCAGAGUCUAUUUCCAGCCGGACCAACAAGCCAGGAGAUGUCCUUUGGCACAGCCUUGAAAUCCCAAUUGCCACAUGUAAGCCAUUUGUUUCCAUCCGGCAUGAAGCUGAACUCAGGCUGUUUGCUGAGUGCAUUCCUCAAACCAGGAAUGAGAGCUUUCAGUUUCCACGUGUUAUUCUCUGGAUUACAGCACAGUGAAAACCAGACAAGUUUGAUCGAAAAAGAAACCUAAAAAAAAUGCCCAGAAAGAUUAUAGAUUAUGGAGAGCUGCCGGAGUAUGAGAAAAGCCAGAUCAAAAGGACGUUGGAGCUGGGAACUGUUAUGACUGUAUUCAGUAUUAAGAAGAGUAGUCCAGAACGAAGGACUAUUCAGGUGAUAAUGGAAACCAGGCAGGUAGCCUGGAGCAAGACAGCUGACAAGAUCGAAGGUUUCUUGGAUCUGAUGGAAAUAAAGGAAAUUCGCCCGGGGAAGAAUUCAAAGGACUUUGAACGAUGCAAAGCAAAACACAGAGAAGAACACUGCUUCACUAUUUUUUAUGGUACCCAGUUUGUCCUCAGUACCUUAAGUUUAGCAGCUGAUUCUAAAGAUGAUGCUGAUAAAUGGUUGUGUGGCUUGAAUAUCUUGUAUCAAGAGGUCAUGAGAGCUCCGACACCUGCAAUCACAGAGAGCUGGCUGAGAAAGCAGAUCUAUUCUGUUGAUCAGACUAGAAGAAAUAGUAUCAGUCUUAGAGAGCUGAAAGCUGUCCUUCCCCAAGUAAACUUCAAAGUGAGCAGCAUGAAGUUCUUGAAGGAUAAAUUUGCGGAAAUAGGUGCUCACAAGGAAGAGCUUAGUUUUGAACAAUUUCAUUUGUUCUACAAAAAGAUCAUGUUUGAACAACAGAAAUCGAUUCUCGAUGAAUUCAAAAAGGAUUCCUCUGUGUUCAUCCUUGGAAAUACUGACCGUCCAGAUGCUUCAGCAGUUCAUCUCCAUGACUUUCAGAGGUUUCUCCUACAUGAGCAGCAGGAAUCUUGGGCACAAGAUCUGAGUAAAGUCCGAGAACGAAUGACUGAGUUUGUAGAUGACACUAUGAGAGAAACUGCUGAACCCUUCCUCUUUGUUGAUGAGUUCCUCACUUACCUUUUUGCAAAAGAAAACAGUAUUUGGGAUGAGAAAUAUGAUACAAUAGAUGUGCAGGACAUGAAUAAUCCUUUGUCCCACUACUGGAUUUCUUCCUCUCAUAACACAUAUCUGACAGGAGACCAGCUUCGAAGUGAAUCCUCCACAGAAGCUUAUAUCAGGUGUCUUAGAAUGGGAUGCAGAUGUAUUGAGUUGGACUGCUGGGAUGGUCCUGAUGGAAAGCCCAUCAUUUACCAUGGAUGGACACGGACAACAAAGAUCAAAUUUGAUGAUGUAGUACAGGCAAUCAAAGAUCACGCUUUUGUUACAUCUGAAUACCCAGUCAUUCUGUCAAUUGAAGAGCACUGUAGUGUGGAACAGCAACGGCACAUGGCCAAAGUGUUCAAGGAGGUAUUUGGGGAUCAGCUUUUAAUGAAACCUGUUGAAGCUAGUGCAGAUCAGCUACCGUCACCAACUCAACUGAAAGAAAAGAUCAUCAUCAAGCAUAAAAAACUGGGGCCGAAGGGAGACAUUGAUGUUAACCUGGAAGACAAGAAAGAAGAAAAAAAGCAACAAGGAGAACUUUACAUGUGGGAUGCAAUAGAACAGCAAUGGACUCGGCACUACUGUGCUAUUGCUGAUGGAAAGCUUUCAUUCAGUGAUGUCAUAGAACAGAAUGCUGAUGAAGAUUCAUCUAAGGAGGUAAAACAUACUGAACUGCACUUAAAAGAGAAAUGGUUCCAUGGGAAAAUGAAAGAGGGGAGAACAACUGCUGAGAAGCUGCUCCAAGAAUAUUGUGCUGAAAUGGGUGGCAAGGAUGGGACGUUUCUGGUUAGGGAGAGCGAGGCUUUCCCUAAUGAUUGCACCUUGUCAUUCUGGAGAUCAGGUAGAGUCCAGCACUGCCGUAUCCGCUCUUCAAGUGAUGGGGACACUGUGAAAUACUACCUGACAGACAAUGUCACUUUUGAUAGCAUCUAUGAUCUCAUUCAACACUACAAGGAGGUCCACUUGAGAUGUGCUGAAUUUGAGCUGCGUCUGACUGAUGCUGUGCCUAAUCCCAGCCCUCAUGAAAAUAAAGAUUGGUACUAUAGCAACUUGAGUCGAGGAGAGGCGGAAGACAUGCUGAUGAGAAUUCCUCGAGAUGGAGCCUUCCUAAUAAGAAAGAGAGACGAGCCUGAUUCAUUUGCCAUGACAUUCAGAGCUGAGGGGAAGGUGAAGCACUUCCGAAUUCAGCAAGAAGGUCGCCAUUUUGUGCUUGGAACAUCAGCCUACUUUGAGAGUUUGGUGGAGCUGGUAACAUACUAUGAGAAGCACCCUCUGUACAGGAAAAUGAAAUUGCGUUACCCUGUGACUGAGGAGCUGCUGGAGCGCUACAGCACAGAAAAAGAUAUAAACUCUCUUUAUGAUGUCAAGAUGUACGUGGAACCCAGUGAAAUCACCCCUACAGUGCCUCAGAGAACAGUGAAAGCCUUGUAUGACUACAGAGCCAAACGAAGUGAUGAAUUGAGCUUUUGUCGAGGAGCUCUCAUUCAUAAUGUCACAAAGGAAACUGGAGGCUGGUGGAAAGGGGAUUAUGGAGAAAAAGUGCAACACUAUUUUCCAUCUAAUUACGUUGAAGACUUGUCAUCUGAUAAUUCUGCUGAGCUUGAAAGCCAGAUUAUUGAGGACAAUCCUCUAGGCUCUCUGUGUCACGGCAUCUUGGUGCUAAAUACGUACAAUGUUGUGAAAAUGCCACAAGGGAAACACAAAAAGCCUUUUGUCUUCAUUUUGGAACCUAAGAAUCCAGAAGAUCCGUGUGUUGAAUUUGCAACUGAUAAAGUAGAAGAGCUGUUUGAAUGGUACCAAAGCGUCCGUGAAAUCACAUGGAAAACUGCGGAAGAGGAGAACAGGAGGAAAUACUGGGAAAAGAACCAGUUGAUUGCUAUUGAGUUAUCUGAUCUGGUAAUCUACUGCAAGCCAACAAGCAAAACCAAGGACAAUUUAGAAAAUCCUGAUUUCAGAGAAAUCCGUUCCUUUGUGGAAACCAAGGCAGAAAGUAUUGUAAAGCAAAAGCCAGUGGAGUUGCUGAAAUACAACUUGAAGGGACUGACACGUGUCUAUCCUAAAGGACAGAGGGUUGACUCAUCAAACUAUGACCCAUUUCGCCUCUGGCUUUGUGGCUCUCAAAUGGUGGCUCUUAACUUUCAGACUCCAGAUAAAUACAUGCAAUUGAACCAUGCCUUGUUUUCACUUAAUGGACGCACUGGCUAUGUUCUGCAGCCAGAAAGCAUGAGAAAUGAAGAAUAUGACCCAAUGCCAAAUGAAUCGAAGAGGAAACUGCAGAUGAUUAUGACAGUGAGGGUUUUAGGUGCUCGUCAUCUCCCUAAGCUCGGUAGAAGCAUCGCGUGUCCCUUUGUAGAGGUAGAAAUAUGUGGGGCUGAGUAUGAUAACAACAAAUUCAAGACAACAGUUGUGAAUGACAAUGGCCUUAAUCCAGUUUGGGCACCCUGUCCGGAGCAAGUGAAAUUUGAAAUUUAUGAUCCAAAUCUAGCAUUUCUGCGCUUUGUUGUUUACGAGGAGGAUAUGUUCAGUGACCCCAAUUUCUUGGCCCAAGCCACUUUUCCCAUCAAAGGAAUCAAAUCAGGUUUUAGAUCAGUUCCUCUCAAGAAUGGUUACAGUGAAGACAUAGAGCUAGCCUCACUUCUGAUUCACUGUGAAAUGCAGCAAGUUCUGGAAUAUGAAGAAGAGCUUUAUUCUUCAUGUCGGCAACUUCGGAAGCGCCAGGAGGAGCUUAAUAACCAGCUAUUCCUUUACGAUACCCAUAUGAAUUUAAGGAAUCCUAACAGAGAUGCAUUAUUAAGAGAAUUCAAUGUGAAUGAACACAAGCUACAGAUGUGUCAAGAAACAUGUAACCGGAGAUUAAGGGAGAAGAAAGUCAGUAACAGCAAAUUCUACUCUUAAAGCAAUCAUUCUUUGAUGCAUGCUUUAUGGAGCAGUUCAGGUGGAGAUAUUAAUUUCUCCUGGUCAUUCUACUCUGUGAAGAUCUCAUCAUGCUGAAUGAAUCGACGAGGAGGAAGAGGAGGGAAGAUGGAUUUUCUUAUUAGUUUCUUCUUAUAAGAAAAGCUGUUUUAAUUCCGAAUAAUUUAUGUUCUGUACAAAGUUUGGCCUGUACCUCUGUGCAGACCAGACUUUCUGUAUAUUAAAGAAUCUGAAGGUGGGUAGCUGCAUAGACUCCACUGCUUAUCAAUACCUGAAGUACAAGUUUAAAUUGUUUGUUGUGUUUGUGUACACAGGGUGUAGAUAAGACAUUCACAACAAUUUGCAUGCAUAGAAACACACCACUUUAACAACCUGGCUCCUUAAGAUUCGCUGGUGGGGAGUUUUUAAUUUAUUAAAUGCUGUAAAAGCACUUUUGCACCAACAUUGUUUUAAUGUAUAUUACCUUACCUUAGGCAAUGGAUUAUACUUCCGAUACUGUAUAAAGAAUUUUGGGCAGCUAAUAGCUCCAUACUGUACUGUCUCUUAUCAGUAGUUCUCUGUGUCCUUCUUGAAUAGCAGAUAUGUUACUUUUGUUGAAAUCAAAUAUCCUCUCUGACCUUAGAUGUUUCUUUGUGAAGGGUUUAAGAGAACAGUGCAUGAACUUGUAUUUGCCAGCCCUUCUGAACUUACGUUCCUAAAUUAAGGUAUUGGAGGGAAAGGUUUUAAUGUAAAUAUGUGGUAGGAAAUACGUGGUAUUUUGUUGUUUUUUUUCUCUUUUUUUUUUUUUUUCAGAGAGGCAUUUGAACUCUGAGAGGCACUUACUUUGAUAUAGCAUCAUUUUGCAAAUCCUUUCAGCUGCUAAUGUGCUUAGAAAUGAUUUUUUUAAUGAACUGUCCAUUUUUAAUCUUGCAGUCCUACUUAGAUGAUAGCAUCAGAUGAUAGUGUUCUGUAAAUGUAAACCAUUUUAGCAAAACACAUCUAAUCCAAGAAUGAUAGUAUGCACAAAUAUAGAGGUACAUUAGUCUUACAUCUUUAAUCGAGUGAAGAACAUUGAGCUACAGAUGCAAAAACUCGAUAGAUCAGCAAGUGUGCUUUACUGUAUGAGUGCAACAAGAGCCCUUGGCUGGUGUAUUUAAAACCAGUUAUGGUGGUUUGUGUACAAGUUAGUUCUUUGAGCUAGCACUAUGAUUCUACUCUCAAAUUCCUGGUUCCUUUCUCUCUACAUGGGUGGAGUUUUGCUGUCUGUAUAAAUGAAUUUCUUUCCCGGGUGUUAAGUUCUGUCUAUAUGACUGUCUGAAUCAUAACAUUUUGUGUACAUCAUGCUAUAUUUCUCAUCACAGAAAACUUGCUUGCAUUUCGGAUUUCUUGCCUGAGAUGUCUCAGCCGUUUUUGGUUUCUCUUGCUCCCUAUGCUAUUCUGUUGUUUCAAGAUGUGCUUAAUUGAUGCCAUUGUUUAUUCACAGCUGAUGGUUUGAGGAAUUCCAGUGAGGUUUUAGAUACUAUGAAAAGAGCUGUGUCUCACUUAUCUUGAGAUAGAAAUGCUGUAAUAGCAUCCCACAGUGGGGUGACUUCUUUAGAUAUUUUAAAUGGAGAAAUUAAAUACCAAUCAGCCAUCUGAAAAAGAGAAGAGGACAAAGUUUAAGGUAAUUCUAGGCUUUUCUUCUUCCUGCCUGAAAUCUCUUCAGUCACCAGUUCUGAUUGGUCUGUUCAAGGAUUAGAUGGAUGCAUUUUUUUCUUUCCUUUUUGGGAUAAACUGUUGAUUUUAGAGGUACAGCAAUAACUUAGACUGCUGUACAAAGCUGGGCUUACCUGCAGUAUCACUGUAUGAUGAGCUGAUCCAGUCGCUGUUUCUGGGUGGUGAGGACCUUUGGUGCUCAUGCAUUUUGUACUGCUUAAGAAUUAGCACGCCUUACAGUUCUUCUGAAAGUUGUGUGCAUAUCCCCCAGGCAAAGAUUAUAUUAAAAGUUAUAAGAGGUACUCCUUGGUACUUACGAAAAUCCAUUUUGUUUUACCUAAAGACUUUUUUUUCCCCAUGUUAUAUUCAGAAGAAAAAUACUGCUUUGGCUGCUUGGUUAACUUGAGUGUUAGGCAGGGCUAUGUACUGUUUUCUUGUAUCUUACAUAGUUUUAACUCCAAAAGGCCCAUCUCUCAAUUCUUUGUCAAGGUCGACUCAACCAACUUCUUCUCAGUUGCAGCUGUUUUAAUAUGAAAGUAGGCUUGAAUUUCCAUGCUAAUUUUAUGAUCUAGGAGGAAAAUCAUUUAUGCAAAUGUUAUCGUUUAAAUUGUUGUAUUCUUUUGGAAGCUAUUUUAAAUUCUUAAAGUAACUUAUUUUAAUAAAUGUGUUUUGAUAUCAGUGAUGUGAAUAAUCCCAGAAGCUUUUUUAUUUAAGCAUGGUUUAUUAAUGUCAUGACUUAAAAUUGCCAGGCAUUGUGCAUGAGUUCUAACUGAACAGUGGUCUGCUGGAAUGUUAUGGUGUGUUGCACUACAGAUUGAAGGAAGGGCACUUCUGUAUUUUUUUUUAAGAUGAACUGACUUAAUGGUUGUUUUCAUAAAGUCAUUACUGUUGCACUUCAUCUGGAUACAAACAAGCAGGGCAGAAGGAAAAGGCCAAAGAUCAUGUUUAACAUGCAACUCCUAACUGACCUUUUCCAGUAACAGGUAAGAUGCCAUCUUCAGCUGUGCUGAGCAUCAGAUUUGUAUGAACUCAAACAACAAAGUCUGAGGAAGGCAGAACUGAAAUUUGUAGUCAUCUGGAACCACUGUUCAUGGCAAAACUGUAUUAGCGCACUCUCUGCUAAUGAGGUUGUCUUGAUUGCAUGGGCAUAAGUGUUGCUGGGUGAAGGCACGGUUGUGAUUACGCUGUGAUUUUUUUGUUUUGUUGAGAUUCUUGGGAAUCAAAUUUUUCUCAGUCUUCUAAUAAAAAUGUAUAUAGCUGGAAUCAA